AUGCUCCUGUUGUGCACUAUUGCAUUGCUCAUGCAACGUUCCCGAGCCGAAUGCGAAUUCAAAUACAGCGAUUUCGAAUGCACCAAAGCCGAUUCCAAGUCCAUCAUGUUCGAUUUCAAUUCGAAAACUCGCAAUUCAACGACCAUCAGAACAUUUCGAUUCGCCAGCGUAGAUUCCGAAUCGAUACAGCGCUUCCUGAGUGCAGUAGACGAGGAAAUCAAAUUUAACAUCCAGGAAAUCGGAAUGAACCACUGCGACUUGACAGAACCACCGGAUAUUUCGGGAUACCAGCAUUUGGAAACUCUGGAUGCACGCCACAAUAAAAUAUCAACAGUGCCUGAGGUGUUCAGCGAUUUCGAGCGACUGGAGUUGGUGGACUUGAGCCACUGCGAAAUAGACAAUUUGAACUUCAUCGUGUUCAAAAACAACCAGAACUUGCGCCUGGUGAACGUUUCUAACAACAACAUCCGAAGCACCGAAUCGGACGAGUACUUGAAGAACGUCCGAUGCGUGGACUUGAGCCGCAACCCACUGGCCAAGUACUCGAACGUUCCGGGCCUCUGCUUGGACUUCAGCUACACCGACAUGGCCGGCUACCAGUGGUACAACGUGGGCGAGUCCAACAAGACCGUGAUGGUGGAACAGUUCCGUUUCUCCGGCAACGGGAGGUUGAAAUUGCGCGCCAUCAGCGCUGGUAAUAUUUCACUACCGAUCACGGUGCAGUACUUGGACUUAUCGCAGUACCGCGGCGACGUAGGGGACUUGGACUUGGAGCAGGUUAAAGUCUCUAAAUCGAUGUCGUUGAAGGGUUCUGAGAGGAUCGUUUUGGACAAGUCCAAGCGCGAUUUCGUGGGGUUGUUUUUCGAAGAAGGUACCAACGCGACUUUCGAUUUGAGCAAUUGUAGCAUCGAUUUAAUACCUGAUGGGUACUUCGAGGGGAUCAAUUUGGGCCGGUUGGAUUUGUGCUACAACCACAUCGAUCGAUUGAACUCCAACGUGUUCAAGGAUUCUUACAUAGUCCAACUGGAUUUAUGCCGGAACGAUAUCGGGGAGAUCGAUGAGAGAGCUUUCGACAAUCUCCACGUGGGUUUGUUGAAUUUAUCCGGGAACAAAAUCUCGAAGAAUUUAGAAUUUCUGAAACCCAUAACAGCGAUUCACCACUUGGAUUUGUCCAACAAUCGCAUAGCUUCUUUGUCCUCCGGUAGUUUUGAUACACCUACGUUAGAAACUAUUAAUUUGCGCGGUAAUAGCAUCUCGAUCAUCGACAAUGGCGGCGUUUUCGCCAAUAAAAACGUGCGGAUCGUCGUGUUGAGCGACAACAAUUUGAGCGGAAUUCGAGAGGGGACGUUCGCGAAUUCGCCCGGUUUGCGGGAGGUCAAUUUGGAUGGGAAUCCCAUUAGAUUUAUCGACGCGAAUUCGUUCGCGGAUUUGCCGGCUUUGAGGACGGUCAGUCUCAAAGGAACCGAAGUUUACGUCAUCAAAAAUAACGCCUUCGCCAACGUCGGGAACCUGGAGAAGGUCUAUUUGGAUAAUAACGAAGUCAAUGAUUUGCAUUUGAUUUGUAAAUUGUUCAAAUAA
This is a messenger RNA of Phyllotreta striolata, 1578 nucleotides long. The record is from the annotation of a GenBank genome assembly. NCBI's taxonomy places the organism in Eukaryota, Metazoa, Arthropoda, Insecta, Coleoptera, Chrysomelidae.